Molecule: messenger RNA, 312 nt
Organism: Aspergillus pseudotamarii
Lineage: Eukaryota; Fungi; Ascomycota; Eurotiomycetes; Eurotiales; Aspergillaceae
Exons: 2
Coding region: 1-312 (103 amino acids)
Source: RefSeq, a predicted model, not a curated record
AUGCGUUUCUCUCAACUCCUCUCCAUUGCCUUUGCCGGCGCUGUAGUCGCUCAAUCUACCGUCGCAAUUGUUUACCUCGAACCUGAAUUUUCAGGGCCGUCGCAGCAAAUCAGCUCUAUAGGACAGUGUGCCGUCAUCGAUCCCAGUACCAUGCCUCCUGAGGCGGGAUCCAUCCAAGUCGCCUCGGGUGUCAUGUGCACCACCUACUUUGACUCACAAUGCCAAAGUCCAAAUCAGCACCUCACGGGCACCCUGUCUAACAUUCCGGAGCCAUCGGACAUGCAAUCUAUUCUUUGCCAGCGGCUAGACUAG